Molecule: messenger RNA, 1031 nt
Organism: Humulus lupulus (European hop)
Lineage: Eukaryota; Viridiplantae; Streptophyta; Magnoliopsida; Rosales; Cannabaceae
Product: ras-related protein RABC1-like
Exons: 6
Coding region: 187-819 (210 amino acids)
Molecular function (GO): GTP binding; GTPase activity
Source: RefSeq, a predicted model, not a curated record
CUUCCCUCGUCUCCAACUUCAACCCUUUCAUUUAUUCUUUUCUUUCUUUCUCCUUUUUCCCUUUUCUUAACUGUAAAGAUUUUUUCUUUUAUUAUAUAUAUAUAUAGAGAGAGAGAGAGAGAGAGAGAGAGAGGUGAUUGAGAUCUACACCUUUCAUUUUCUGUCUUACUGAUUUUUGUAAAUUUAAUGGAGUCGUCCAGCCAACCGGAGUUUGACUACUUGUUCAAGCUGCUCUUGAUUGGGGAUUCAGGGGUUGGAAAGAGUACUCUUCUCCUAACUUUCACUUCUACUACCUUUGAGGAUCUCUCUCCUACAAUUGGUGUGGAUUUUAAGAUUAAACAUGUGACUGUUGGGGGCAAGAAGCUUAAGCUUGCAAUAUGGGACACAGCUGGACAAGAAAGAUUUAGAACACUUACUAGCUCUUAUUACCGAGGCGCUCAAGGAAUAAUUAUGGUGUAUGAUGUAACACGCCGAGAAACAUUUACAAAUUUAUCUGAGAUAUGGGCCAAGGAAAUCGAUCUAUACUCAACAAACCAAGAUUGCAUCAAGAUGCUUGUUGGCAACAAAGUUGAUAGGGAAAGCGAGAGGGUUGUCAGUAAGAAAGAGGGAAUUGAGUUUGCAAGGGAAUUUGGAUGCCUGUAUCUAGAAUGCAGUGCAAAGACUCGAAUAAAUGUAGAGCAAUGCUUUGAGGAGCUUGUGUUAAAGAUUUUGGAAACGCCAAGUCUCUUAGCUGAGGGCUCAGCAGGUGUUAAAAAGAACAUAUUCACAGAAAAACCGAUACAAACUGAUGCUUCAACAAGCGGCUGUUGCUCAUGGUGAUCUGGCUUCUCUGUCCUAGACUCUUUCUCACACCCGUGUCCAAGCGCCUUCUCUUCUCUUUCCUCCAACAACUUAUAUAUGAAAAAAUAUGUACCUUUAAAUUUGUUGAAAUCAAUUAGAAACUAAAGAAAAAAGAAAAAAAUUAUGUUGUUUGACUUGGAAAUUCUUUCCAUGUACUUUCUGAAAUCCAUAAAGAGACAAUUGUUUGGUAA